AUAGGAUACAGAUCAAGGUAUUGAUGAUUCCAUUAUUCCAAUUGUUGAUCAAAUCAGGCUCUGGAGUCUGGCUACUGUAAAAUUAAUUUUUUUUCGUGAAUGAUCGAAUUUCACAAGUAUUACAAAUCCUUUAAAUCAUUAUAAAUGGAAAAUAAUGGUAUGCGUAUUCAUUUGUCAUACGAAGAAGAUGAUAAAAAAAAAGAAGACUGCAAUAAAGAAGACUGCAAUGAAGAAGAAAGUAGUCGUAUUUUAGAAUUAAGAGCUAUUAAGGAGUCUAUCUUAAGCCGUUUCACUCCUAAAGUUACAAAAUCAGUAACUUUAAUCAUUGAUGAGCUGCUGUGUGAAACUAUAUUUAAUAUUCAUAAGGAAUUAAAAUUAAGGGUUCUUGAUCCAAGACGAUUUGAUUCUAAUUACAGAAGUCAUUGUCAUACUCCAACCUUAGUACAUAUGGCCGAACAUUUGAAUAUCACUAAACCAACUCAGGAAGUUGAUUGUCCCAAAUGUUUUGUACCAGUGAAGUGUCUUUUAUUAUCUAAGCAUUUAGCAUUGUGUAUGAAUCCUCACCAAAGCACUUAUUCUUAUAGUAGUAGAAAUAGUUCUCGAAUAGCUCGACAGCGUAUACAGGAAGGUUUUAAGACCUCUUAUGACGAAUCUAAAAAUGAUAUUGAUGAUGAACAAGUUAAACCAAAAAGGCGUAGCAAUAAAGGAAAAAAGUCCACAUUCAAAGGCAUAAGGUAAAAUUACCUUUUUAGUUUAAAAGGGUUAAACAAUUAUCAGAAAUCUGUCAAGUUAUUGGUAUAUGACGUGAUAAUCAUAAACAUGUAUCGUACAAUAUCAUGUAUAUUAUUCCCACAAGUUAUGACUGCAAUUGUGUGGUAAUAUUUUUUUUUACAUUCCGAGAGUAUGAAAAAAUUAUUUAUACAUCAAGCUAUUGAAUAUUUAAGAACAAUAUGAAAUAUUUAAAUAUAAAUCAACAUUAAAAUUUCAAAUCAAAAGUUCGAAACUUGUUUUUUUAUUCAAAUAUAUUCAAUCUGUUUUACAAUAAAAAUCAAUUAGUAAUAAGGAUAACAAUAUAGAAGAUAUUAACGUGAAGAAGAGGAGACCUUUCAUUAACAGAACUUCAGAAUUGUUUUUCCCCCUAUUUUAGGAGAUCUCUUGGCCAAAGUUCAGAACUUAGAAUACAAAUAAUUGUUUAUUUUAUAACUAGGCACACAUUUUUGUAAUUUUUUUUAAUGUAUUAUACUGACUAUUUUGUAUUCAUAAGAUGAAUAUUAUAAUAAUUAAAUUUAUUUUAACCAAUUUACACAUAAAAUAACUCGUGUUAGAGACACAUUAACUGUACCUGUUUUAUUCAUGUAUUACAAAUAAUAGGUAUUUAUUGUUAUAUUUUUGUUGAAUAUACAAUAUAUAACAUGUAAUA
Molecule: messenger RNA, 1420 nt
Organism: Myzus persicae (green peach aphid)
Lineage: Eukaryota; Metazoa; Arthropoda; Insecta; Hemiptera; Aphididae
Exons: 2
Coding region: 145-738 (197 amino acids)
Source: RefSeq, a predicted model, not a curated record